CUGGCCUCAGGGAGUGGACAGGCCGCGCAGUCGACUCGUUCUGCCCCAAAAUCGAGCAACGUUUUCGUAUUCCGCACGCGAGCACCAUUCACGAGACCCGAACGAUCUUGAAAACCACCCCCGGCGCGUGCACUUCUUCGAAAAACACGGGCUAAAGAAAGGGAAAAGAAUCGAGUUCGAGUCCGCGUGUCGCCGAAGCUGAGUCUCCGCAAGCGAGGAGUAGGAGAUCGUCGUCGUUGGAAACUCGGUCGCGAGCAGGCGUGUCUCUCGAGAAAAUUAUCGCUCGGUCGGGGUGGCCCUGAAAGCAACAGGGGUGAUCGUUGCUGCUUAGCAGGGGUGGUUCGCGGGAGAUCAUCUUCGUCGGAGACUCUUUGUGCUUCGGACACCGUUUUCGGACGUUUUCGUUGAUUCUAUAGUUUCGUUUCUCAUUGCCUGGGUUUAUCAUUGAGAUCGAGUUCGAGAUGUUUUAAGGGUAGCCGCGAAGGGGAUAUUGUUCACGACCAGCGUGGUGGAUUAUGCGUGAUCGUGGAAGCGUGGAAGUGAGGUAAAAGUGUUUUUUCGGGGCAAACGCGACCCGCCGAGCGAGGGGGCUCCGGGAUCCGAGCAACAGGAAAAUACGAGCUCGAUGCCGGAAGCUUCGGGAUCGGGGGUGGCCGACGAGUCGGAUUAUUCGGCUUUCGAGAGGAGCGGCCUGGCCGACGAGUCGGAUUAUUCGACUUUCGAGAAUAAAACCGGCUUGGCCGACGACAUGAAGUUCCUGGCUCGAAUGCCGGAACUUUGCGAUGUCACGUUCCUCGUCGGCGAUACCAGGGAGCCAGUGUGCGCUGUGAAGGCUGUCCUAGCGGCGAGAAGUAGAGUGUUCCACAAAAUGCUCUAUCAAGCGCCGAGUCCGCAACGCAAGAAAGACCCACCAUCCCGUGAUAAGAUCCGUAUGUUCUUGAAAAGAAGCUCGGAACCGCUGUUGAAUCUACAGAAUGCGGCGCAACAGCGGUCAGGGUACACGCAGCAGUUGGCUACCAUUCAAGAGCCGCAUCCAACUUUAAUCAUCGAGGAGUACGAGCCCGACGUGUUCCGUCAAGUGAUAGAGUACAUUCACACCGGUUGCAUUAUCCUGCAGCCUAGAACAUUGUUAGGAGUAAUGAAUGCCGCGGAUUAUUACGGCUUGAACCAGCUCAGAAGUGCCUGCGCUGGAUUUGUUCAAUGCUGUAUAACCGUGGAUACUGUCUGCGCUUUAUUGGCGUCUGCCGAACGAUAUAUUCAGUACAAAUGCACGAAGUCCUUGGUUCAGAAGGUCUUGGAAUUCGUCGACGAACAUGGCAACGAAGUGUUGAAUUUAGGAUCCUUCACUUUGCUCCCUCAACACGUGGUCCGACUGAUUUUAGCGAGAGAAGAGCUGCGCGCUGAUGAAUUCACCAAGUUUCAAGCGGCCUUAAUGUGGAGCAAGAAGUACUGCGACAGCAAUCAAAACGUCAGCCUGAAAGAUGUGAUAGGGAAUUUCCUCGAGUACAUUCAAUUCCACAAGAUCCCAACGACCGUGUUAAUGAAGGAGGUCCACCCAUUAAAUCUGGUGCCUUCCGCGACCAUCAUGAACGCGCUGGCCUAUCAGGCAGACCCGACCAGUGUCGACCCGGACAAACACUCCCCCCACAGAGUGAGGCGCCAGGGUCGCUGCAUGUCGGUGCAGUCCUCCCUGGACCCGUACGGUAGCAACACGACACUGAGCUCGAACGGUUCCGACGCGGGCUCCGACCAGAAGCAGCAUUCAGGUAAAAACAGCGUAGCGGAGCAAGACUCGACCGGCGAGCAGCCGCAGCCGAUGCAGCAGCAACACCAGCUAGACCAACGGCCGAAAACACCGAGGCAAGAGGACGAAGAGGACCUGCAGCGUCAGAUCGAGCAGAGGAUACAGCUUCAGCUGCUACGCCAGGAGCAAGAGCAGAAGAGACAGGAGGAGGAGGCCAGGAUGCUGGAAAGGGAAGAGGAGCUACGGAGACAGAUGGAAAUGGACGAGAAAGGGAAGAAGUCCGAGGAUAAAGAUGGAAAGGAGUCGAAGAAGGACAAGCAGGAGAAGAGGAAGAAGAGCAAGAAGUCGAAGAAGGAGUUGAAGAAAGAGAUGAAGAAGAGGGAGAAGGAGGAGGCGGAGGAGUUGAAGAGGCAGGAGGAGUUGAAGAGGCAGGAGGAGGAGGAGAUGAGGAAAAGUCAACAGGAGGCGGAGAAGUUGAAAAGUCAACAGGAGGCGGAGAAGUUGAAGAGACAGCAGGAGGCAGAGAAAUUGAAGAGUCAACAGGAGGCGGAGAAAUUGAAGAGUCAACAGGAGGCAGAGAAAUCGAAGAGACAGCAGGAGGCAGAGAAAUUGAAAAGCCAGCAAGAGUCAGAGAAACUACAAAGCCAGCAGCAAGCAGACAAAGUGGAGAGCCAUCAGCAAACAGAGAAGCCGGAGACUCAGCAGCAGGCGCAACCACUGAAACCAGCGUCAAAGAAGCAAGUACCUAAGAAGCAAGAAGAGAAACAGCAAGAUCGUCAGCGGAGUGAUGAAUCAACGGUUCAAAAGGAGAAAGGAGGUUUGCAAGAAGCGAAGGAGGAACACCAAGAGCUGAAAGAGGAAAUUAAACUCCGAGACCAACAAGACGAUCGGAAACAUCUCGAAGAUAAGGCUACCGCGCCCAAGGAACUGCUGAAUGAUCAGGAGAAGGAAGAGCAGCAACGGAUCCUGAAGGAGAGGAAACUGCAGCUACAGCUGCAGAAGCUGAAGCUCCACCUGGCAGUUCAGCAGGAAAUUAUUUUACAGAAGCAGGAGGACGCGUUGCUGAGACAGAUACAAGAAAGACGACGCGAAGAGGAGCUAGAAGCUCAUCAGUAUCAGUUGUAUUUCGAAGGCAGGAAGCCUGAAGCCGAGAAACCCGUGGAGGAGCAGGCAAAGCCAAAGGAAGCGAAGAAAGAGGAAAGAGUGAAGAUUCGCGUGAAGAAGGCAGAGGUUCAGAAGAAGGAGCAACAGGAUCAGCCGCAGGAGCAAGAGAUCGCUGCUCCUAGAGAAGGAGUGAGCGGUUUCUAUAUAAGAUUGGUGGUGAGGCAGGAAGGCCGAGCGAAUUUGGUUUGGCUCCUGAAAACACACAUGUUCUAAAGAUGUCCGUUUCGUUGUCUUCUAUUUCUGGUUUGCCACCUGGUUGACACCUGUCGCCAUGGAUUCGUUAUUUCCGCGACGGGAAACUAUUCCAGAGUAUAACAGUCUGUCUCGUCGCCUAGAUCUUGAGGAUCCAUCGUUUCGAUUUACAGUCUAACGCGAGAUUGCACGCGGUCGCGUGUUGCUCGAUGAUGUUUUAAGGUUGUCGGUGUGAGUGUGCGAGUGAGCAGGCGCUCACGGUUAGACGCGUUAAUAGGAAUCGAUGUACCUCGGGCGUGGACCUAGGAUAAUUACAUUGAACGUUCGUUUCAAAUUUUAUUGAUUUCGUUGCUGGAGGUUUAUUAAAUGUUUGAUCGGGAUUUUUGGAGUUUGUCGAUGAUCGGUUGAUAUUUUCGGUUGGUUCGUUGAAUAGAUGCUGAACGAAAGGAAAUAUAUAAACAUCUUAUUGUUGUUCGAUGGAAAUAUUUAUUGAGAGACUGAUUUGAGAAACUGUUUCAAUCGUUAUAUUUAAUUGUUCUGAUUUGAUCUUCAUUCUGAAUCGUGUAAGAUAUAGUUUAUUAACCGAUGAGUAGAUGUGUUUGAUUGUUUCACUCUUUAUUACUUCUUUGUGUCAAAAAUAUGCUAAAUGUUUAAGCUGUUUAUCUAAUACUAUCUUCUAGAUAUUUUGUUAUUAAUAAUGAUGAUUCUUAAAAGUUUAAAAUUAAUUCUACUGAGAUCCAGUUAUUUAAAUUCUUUUCUGUGUAAUAUUUCAAUCUUUCCAGUCCACAAUUAAUUUCAGUUAUGAAUGUUACGAUUGAAUACUUUCCAUAUACAAACAUACGCAUUCUACAAUUAAAAAUAUACUUAAUUUAAUUCAAAUGAUCUAUCAGGAAUAUUUAAUAGUACAAAAGCGAAUAAUUGAUUUGUAUAAUUAUUACUCAUUACUACUUUCAACUGCGAUCUCUAAUCAAUUAUUUUAAUCAAUCAUUUCAAUACACCAUAUAAUUUUCUACUUUAAUCGACGCGUUGGACAAUGAAACACUAAUUUCUAACGACAUCUUAAUUAAGUCGAUGCUUCCUCGUCAUUUUUCUACUCUCUCAUACUGAAUACACUUAUCAUUAAUGACACUACACUUGCAAGGCAAGAAUGUUCCCUUCUCGGACACACUAUCAAUUUUUUACCAAACUACUGGACCCUCUCCAUUAUAUAUACUACACGAAAUGAUCGUUUCUAUCAAGCUCGAACGAGCUCGCCAAGAUCCGUUUUACCUGUGACCAAUCACAGACGAUGAAAUAUAUUUUAUCACAGACAUCGAUCAAAAAUCCAAUUGCGUGAAGCAUGUCGAUGCCAACAAAGGGAACGAAAGAACAGAGACGCUGGUCGGUGAUGUUAUUGUUAAACAGUUUUACCGUAGGACAUAUCCAUCGAUUGCCGUGAAUUAUGUAUGUCAAAGGACUGCAAAGACUAACUAUAUAUACAUAUAUAUACAUAUAUAUAUAUAUACGCGCAUGUAUAUAUAUGUGUAACUAUACAUCUAUAUUUGAUACUAUACUAAAUGAAAAAUAGAGUGUUAUAGGCUCGUGUUGCUUCCGUGCGAGGUACUCGAGAACUUUAGAUGAUUUGACAAUGACAAACGAUUCCUCGAGACGCUGGUCAACCUGUUUUCAUUUCAAUUUUGCUAUUUUAUUAAUAACAAAUGAAUAAAAAAGACGUUGACAGAGUCACAGCCUCGAAGAUUUGUGAGUGAGAAUAUUUGUCUACUGAGUGUUUAAGGAUGAUUAGUUGAAGUUUCUUUGUAUUAGUAGUUGGAAUAUGAAUUUGAUACCUUUUUAUAAUAUUUUAGGUGUUUCUCACUGUUUUCGGAGUGUGUAUUUCAUUGACGUUUUCAAUUAACGCCGCUGCUUUCGACGCUGUCCCUGACGUUUCCACAGUUUCGUUCGCCAUUUUGAAUCGCCGGAGAACGCGGGAGGCUACUGCCGCGAGAUUACUUCGUUAUUGUAAAUGCAAUGAGAUUUCUAAGAAUUUCGUUCACGAAAAUGUGAAUGUUUAAUAUAAUAAUGAUGUUUACAUGACUGACAGCGAGGAGGAGAAUAUUCUGAUUGUUUCUUACGGUUUUUUUGUAGAUACUUUGAUGGAAGUCGAUUACUUUAAAUUUUUCAAACUGUCUCAUUACUUAAUUAAUUAAAUCGUUAAUAUUUAAUUAAUUUACGCUUCUUGUGUUUUCUAGUCUUUCUUGAAAAAAUAAUAUUUUACAUGCGUCAACAUAUUGUGCAAAAUUUUAAUCGUUUACAAGUAUAAUCUAUUUUAUUGAGAUAUUUGAUUUUUACGAACAACGAAUAUUUUUUUCCUUGGAUGUCAGUUCAAAAGAAAUUGUUUAAGAGAUGAAUAAAAUCAGAGUGUUUAUAAACGUUGUUGAUCGAUGUAAUACUCAGCAUUAAUAUAAAGCACGUCGACAAUUUCCGAUUCGCCGAAUGCUAAAAUCUCAAAUUCUGUUAGCAAGAAGUGUUGAGGGAGUAAAACGAGGAAAUGAAUGUUAAUACUUAUAUAAUAAACGAUUGCCGAACGUGGCAAUCGCACGUACUUUGAAACAAUGUACUUACGUGUGUUAAGGCGCGAACGUGAUUGCUAUUUUCUGCGUGUGCAACAGCAAAUAUUCUUCGAAUGAAGCUAACCGCUCAAGGAUGAUCAAUAAAGAUCGCCUAAAUGUUGCACGAAUAAUACAAUCAAUUCUUUCUUCAAUAAUACAAUUUGAGUAACAACUUUUUGAUCAACUAUACAGAAAAACAAAGCAUCGUUGCGUUACGAAAGAUUCUAUAAGACUGUGAAAAACAUUUCAUUCUAACUUCGAUAACUAUAAAUUAAUCAAAUUUUUUAUACAGUGAGAUUCUUAUAAAAUGAAAGAAUGGAAUGCUACAUAAUUUAACAUUCCAAGAUUAGAAAACUUUGGAACACGAAGUAUCGUCAUCGAAGAUUCUGAAGCAACAUUCGAAGAAGCAUUUGCGACAAUCUCGCGUACGUAUUGUGUACGACCAGUUACACGAACGCGAGUUUCGCUCGAAGGCUGCAUUGAAACUAAAAGAAAGCGAGGGACUAAUAAUGAGCAAUUAUCUUCUUAAUAGCCGUGCAAUUGUCUGUGCAAUCUCCGUGCAACGUUGUGCGCAGAGUAACACGCAGCGAUUUUGUUGUUAGCGAAACAUGUCUCGUGUGUAAAUAAAAGGAACUGUAAAAUUUCUGUAAAUUUCGUACCUCGCAAGCCGCACUGCUUCCGUUCGAUAGAACUGUUUAGUACCGAACGAAGGGAGAAGCUAUUAUCGGACUGUGGAGUUUAUGCGUUCAUCGUAGACACCGAGUGUUCAAGGCGCAGCGUUGAGAAAAAUGAAAAUUUACGAAGCGUGUAGCAUCGUUUUCAGUUUACAACCGACUGAAAGGAAAUAUAAAAUUGAAAAGUUUCAUUUCUGUUUUCUGUUUCUCGAGAUCGCGGUUUCUUGAAUUUGCAUAAACAUCCGCAGCCGCAUUGUCGUUGUGAUUGUGAAAUUCUCGCUAUUCCUCUGUUAAACGUCGGACUGUCGUGUAUAAUAGUAUGUAUAAUUGUUAACUGACUUAGGAGAGUAAGAACGGCAAGAAAGAUAAUGGAUCUUCUGUGUGCUUGGAUUUUCGUUGUUCUCCUCGCGUAUAUCAUCGACAAUACUUUGUUCGUAUAACACAUGCUCUUGUCUCAGGUUCAACUGUCAUGAAUACACAGAGCUAUUGGAAAAGAGUAUAAUAAAAGAAGUUGUGAUUA
Messenger RNA from Nomia melanderi (Alkali bee), 6882 nucleotides. The record is from RefSeq and is a predicted model, not a curated record. Lineage: Eukaryota; Metazoa; Arthropoda; Insecta; Hymenoptera; Halictidae.